AUGAUAAAUGCAACGAAAACGCCCCCCGACAAUUUCUUUAAGAACGAGACGACACGGCAGACAUCCACAGAAUCCACAGUCUCUGGAUGCCAAAAACAGCCUCGGAGCACUGCACCUCCCAACUCCGCCUCAGAACAGGGGGCCGACCCGGGGAUCCUACCGUGCGUCGGAGUCGUCGCCGUCAAACCGCCUCAGGCUCGCCGCCCUCUUCAGCUCCGAGUUCUGCCGCUCCAGGUCCGCGAUCUUGGUCUCCAUGCCCUCCAUGCGCUCCGCCGACGCCAGGCUGAGCUCGUUCACUAUCUUGACCAGGCGGGUCAGGCGCAGCACGAUGACCAGGGAGGCGAUCUGGCCCGCGAUGCCGUGCGCCAGCAGGUCCACGACGAAGCUGACGACGAUGACGGCCGCGUCGAAGCAGUGGAACCACGAGGAGAAAUACCUGCCACCCGUUUGCAAGGGAUUAUGCAAUAG
This is a messenger RNA of Thyridium curvatum, 468 nucleotides long. RefSeq lists its product as uncharacterized. Bases 1 to 468 code for a protein of 155 amino acids. The transcript is spliced from 3 exons. The record is from RefSeq and is a predicted model, not a curated record. Lineage: Eukaryota; Fungi; Ascomycota; Sordariomycetes; Thyridiales; Thyridiaceae.